UGCAACUACUGCCCAGCUUUCUAGUUUCUCCUAUCUCCCUCUUCAGGAAUAACACACUCAGUAAAACAACCGACAUGUCGAAGCUGAUUGCCAAAUCGCUUACUUCAACGCGAUCCAUAUCAACCUCCACUCAUCUCUCUCAGAGACUUAAUCAAACAGAAAAUGAAAUAGUUGAGAUGUUUCGGUUGCCUAAUGCGUCAGACAAAACGCACAGCUUUCCUCCAAUGGGUAGAGGUAUGCUGAGGAAGGACCCUUCAGUGAGGACAUUGGAUGACAGGUUCACAAAGAUUUUGAAAAUUUUCAAGUGGGGACCUGAUGCCGAAAAGGCAUUGGAAGUUCUCCAUCUGAGGGUGGAUCAUAGGUUGGUUCUCGCAGUUCUCAAGAUUGAUGUUGAGGCAGUUGUUAAGGUUAAGUUCUUCAGGUGGGCUGGCAAGAGGAGGAAUUUUCAGCACAAUUCGAUUACUUAUAUGGCGCUGAUCCAUUGCCUGGAUGAGGCCGGUAUGGUUGGGGAAAUGUGGAAGACUAUUCAGGAGAUGGUUCGUUGUGUGCGUGUUAUUGAUCCAGCUGAGUUGUCUGAGGUUAUAAGAAUCUUGGGAAGGGCUAAGAUGGUGAACAAGGCAGUAUCUGUCUUCUACCAAAUUAAAGGCCACAAGUGUAUGUUAACGACUCAUAGUUACAACUCUAUGAUCCUAAUGCUGAUGCAAGAAGGCCAUCAUGAAAAGGUCCAUGAGCUCUAUAAUGAGAUGUGUCAUGAGAAUAACUGUUCCCCGGACACAGUGACAUACAGUGCACUUAUAUCUGCAUUUGUGAAACUGGGUCGUGGUGAUUCUGCAAUCAGGUUGUUUGAUGAGAUGAAGGAUAACGGUUUACAUCCAACUGCAAGGAUUUAUACCAACAUUUUGGCAAUCUUUUUCAAGCUUGGCAAGGUUGAGAGCGCUUUAAGUCUAGUUCAGGAAAUGAAAGAGAGUGGGUGUCGGCCUACUGUUUUCACAUACACUGAAUUGAUUAAGGGGCUAGGGAAAGCUGGGAAGGUCGAAGAUGCAUAUGCCAUGUACAAAACCCUGCUGAAGGAGGGUUGCAAGCCUGAUGUUGUGCUCAUGAACAAUUUGAUAAACAUUUUGGGAAAGGAAGGUCGCAUAGAAACUGCUUUUAGUAUUUUCAAUGAGAUGGGUAUUCUGCGUUGCACACCAAAUGUGGUGACUUACAACACAAUAAUAAAAGCUUUAUUUGAUUCCAAAGCUCCAGCUUCGGUUGCAGCUUCCUGGUUUGAGAAGAUGAAAGAGAAUGGUGUUAACCCCAGCUCCUUUACCUAUUCAAUUAUGAUAGAUGGUUUGUGCAAAACAAAUAGAGUUGAGAAAGCUUUGUUGCUUCUUGAAGAGAUGGAUGAAAAGGGGUUUCCCCCUUGUCCAGCUGCGUAUGGCAGCUUGAUCAACAGUCUUGGAAAAGCAAAGCGUUGUGAAGCUGCAAAUGAGUUAUUUCAAGAAUUGAAAGAAAACUGUGGACGUGCAACUGCUAGAGUAUAUGCCGUGAUGAUUAAACAUUUUGGAAAAUGUGGGCGUCUUGCUGAAGCUCUGGAUCUGUUUCAGGAGAUGAAGGAACUUGGAUGCAAUCCAAACCUAUAUACGUAUAAUGCUCUCAUGUCAGGGAUGGUCAGGGCUGGUAUGAUAGAUGAAGCACUUUCGUUGCUUAUAAUCAUGGAAGAAAGGGGCUGUGUUGCAGACAUCCACUCACACAACAUUAUUUUAAAUGGCUUGGCUAGGACAGGUGGCCCAGCGAGGGCUUUAGAAAUGUUUUCAAAGAUGAAGCAUUCCAAGAUUCAACCAGAUGCAGUUUCUUAUAACACUAUUCUUGGUUGUCUCAGUCGAGCUGGUUUGCUUGAAGAGGCUGCAAAACUGAUGAAAGAGAUGACUUCAAAUGGUUUUCAAUAUGAUCUCAUCUCCUACUCAUCAAUACUUGAGGCAGUUGGCAAAGUCGAUGAAGUUCGUAUGACUCCCUAAAGGAAAAAUGGAAAGACGCUUUCUUGAAUCCCAGGGGCGUGGCAUCUCCUGAUUGACAAACCUGGUAACCUUUCUAUUAGAUCAAAACCAGAAAGCUGAGGGCCUGACAUUACACAAGUAAUUCCAAUCCAAGUACUACACUAUAUGAAUGAGGCUUGCUUUCUGGCUUGAUCGUUUCACUGCUUCAUGUUACAUCGUAGGCUAUGACUGAUAAAUAUAAACUGUAGUGUCCACAUAAACUAGCUUUCUAAUUUUCUAUAAUAUGAAAUGAUAUAAUAAAUUUUAUUUGCUCAUUGAUUGCCUGCUGGGAAUAUUGAUAAUUACAUUGGCUGACUCAGCAACUUAACACACAUACCUGCCCCAUUAUAAGUAUACAUUACUGAAUGAGGCACUUUCAUUCAAAAUGCCUUGGGACCUAUGUGGAUGCAGAGCCUCAUAUCCUUAGCCCAACUCUAGAGGCACUUGUCUGCUGCUGAUGCUAACGCCUGACAUUGCCAUCAUGCUAAAAGCCUAAAACAGUCUUUUUAUGUACUCUUAGUGUGGAGUAAGUUAUAAUAAACUUUUCAACUGAUUGGUGGCAUAAGAAGAUUGAGAAGUGAGUUAUGUUCAAGAUGUUGACAGAGUUCGUGAAGCGUUGCCUAAGGAGAACUAUGAGCAACUGAGUAUGUUGCCAGGGGGUUUUGCUUUGCAAUCUGCAAUCCGUAGUUGAACAUUAAAAGUCCAAGAGUUUCAGGUAGAAUUUCAUUUAUUCUUUUGUUAGAUCUUUAUUUUAUUUGGUUCAAUUCCUGUUGCAUAAGUAAUGAUGCUGUACGCACUACUGCAAUUAUUUUUGUUUCUUCCAAUUAUCUGAUGCUAUACCAUUUAAUAACCUGCCGGUGAAUGAGAGGUUCCAGUUCUCGAUUGUUUUUUCCUGCAAAGUUACCACUCUAGCUUUCAAGUCCCAUUCCACGAUUGUAGGCUCUCACAUUUACAGAUCUGGCAUGUUUUCAGUUAAUGUGAAGUAUUAUUGUGGUUAUUUAACAGCACCUAUGAAUAUCAGUACCUAUACAGUGAACAAACAUGUUGCAUACCAAAGCUUUUACUUGCAUGCUAUUAUUAGUCAUGUGGCCAGGUCACUGGCUGCAUUUAGUGACAUCUCAUUAAUUGUAAAUGUGCAGAUGGGAAAGCGAGUGAAAGAAGUGAAAGUUAAAGCUCGCUAGAAGCUGCAGAACCAGUUGACUUCCAAUAUGAAGAGCUCGAGUGUUCCAAAGUGUUGUGGAGUAGUGUAGGUGGGAGCUAAAGCCAGUUCACUGUGGUGAACAAUGACAACAUCAUUGAUUUGCAGAGGCAGCAUCAGUAGAUGGAAAAAGAGUCGACCAACAGGUUCAAAUGUGCAUCACAAAAAACUCAGAAUAUCGUCAACAUUAGUUUUGAUUCUAAUGUUGGCAAUGUGCUGCAAAAGGAUUACUACCACACUCGCAAACUUAUAUUUUCCGAUGAUUCAUCUACGUUAGAUGGCAAGUAUGAGGAAUGUCUUUUGACUCUUCUUUGGUUCAUGCAUAGGAUAAUAAGAUGGAGGUAUAAUAUUUUCUCCUGUUGUGCCAACAACAUUUAUGACUGUAAUUCAGAUUUUUAUCGAGCAUUUCAAGGAAUAUAUUACUAUAUUAGCCAAUAAAAAUAUUUUUUUAGAGUU
Messenger RNA from Argentina anserina (silverweed cinquefoil), 3669 nucleotides. Its product is annotated as pentatricopeptide repeat-containing protein At3g16010. Bases 75 to 1997 code for a protein of 640 amino acids. Gene Ontology annotation, molecular function: protein binding. The transcript is spliced from 3 exons. The record is from RefSeq and is a predicted model, not a curated record. NCBI's taxonomy places the organism in Eukaryota, Viridiplantae, Streptophyta, Magnoliopsida, Rosales, Rosaceae.